This is a messenger RNA of Oryctolagus cuniculus (rabbit), 939 nucleotides long. The record is from RefSeq and is a predicted model, not a curated record. Lineage: Eukaryota; Metazoa; Chordata; Mammalia; Lagomorpha; Leporidae.
AUGACCACCGUCUGCAAUGACAGCCAUGGUGAUUUCAUUCUCCUGGGCUUCUCUGACAAGCCAUAUUUAGAGAAGACACUUUUUUGGAUUAUUUUGAUUUUUUACUGCUUGACCAUUGCAGGAAAUAUAGUGAUAGUCCUUGUCUCCAUGAAGGAUCCCAAACUCCAUAUCCCUAUGUAUUUCUGUAAUCUUUCUGUGCUAGAUCUCUGCUUCACCAGCAGCUGUGUUCCACAAAUGUUGAUUAAUUUCUGGGGUCCAGAGAAAACUAUCAGCUACACUGGCUGUGCCAUUCAACUCUAUGUCUUCAUGUGGCUUGGGACCACUGAAUGUGUUCUUCUUGUCAUUAUGGCUGUGGACCGCUAUGUCGCAGUGUGUCGCCCACUGCAGUAUACCACUGUCAUGCACUCAAGGGUUUGUCUGCAACUGGCUCUCUUGGCAUGGGGGACUGGCCUGCUCCAGUCUCUGAUCCAGGCCCCUGCCACACUCCAGUUACCCUUCUGUUCCCUCCGGAUUGUAGACGACAUUGUGUGUGAAGUGCCAGCACUUAUUCAGCUGUCUAGUACAGACACAACCUACAAUGAAAUCCAGAUGUCCAUAGCUAGUGCUAUUCUCCUGGUGAUGCCCUUGAUCAUCAUCCUUUCCUCUUAUGGUGCCAUCACCAGGGCUGUGCUGAGGAUAAAGUCAACUUCAGGGCAGAAGAAGGCAUUUGGCACUUGCACUUCACACCUUCUUGUGGUCUCCCUCUUUUAUGGCACUGUCACAAGUGUCUACCUUCAACCCAAGAAUCGCUAUGCUCAUGAACGGGGCAAGUUUCUCACCCUUUUCUACACUGUAGUGACCCCAAGUCUGAACCCCCUCAUCUACACUCUGAGGAACAAGGAGGUAAAAGGGGCAUUAAUAAGAUUAGGAAGAAGGAUUUGGGAUUCCAAGAGUAAAUAA